AUGUUUAUUUAUACUGCUGUCAAAGUUACUGUUGGCGACGUUAAAACAUUCAAAAGUAUAUUAGUCUAUGCCAUUGAUGCUGCUAAAAGUGUUGGACCAACCACAUUUGUUAGUAUCUUUAUAGAAGGAAGACCAAAAUCAAUAACCUCUGGAUUCCUAAUUGCAAAAUUAGUAGCAUAUAAUGCUAUUAUUUUAAGACCGACAGGCGACCGUAUGCCACUUGUUGGUUUCGGUUCAUGGGAAUUACCUAAUGACAAAGUUGCCGAUAGUAUUUAUCAAGCUUUAAAAAAUGAUUAUCGAUUAUUGGAUUGUGCGGCCCUUUAUGGCAAUGAGAAAGAAAUAGGCGAUGGGAUUAAGAAAGCGAUCGAUUAUGGAAUUGUUAAACGUGAUGAUAUUUUCAUCACAUCCAAGUUAUGGAACACUUUUCAUAAAAAAGAACAUGUUAGACCAGCUCUUGAGAGAACCCUUAAUGAUCUUAAAGUAAAAUAUUUAGAUCUUUACUUGAUCCAUUUCCCUAUCUCUUUGAAACAUGUUGAUCCAAAAGAACGUUAUCCUGCUGAUUGGUAUUACGAUACCAAGAAUAAGACUUGCAUUCAAGAAAAUGUCACCAUUAGAGAAACAUGGGAAGCCAUGGAAGAAUUGGUUGAUUCUGGAUUGGUUAGGAACAUUGGAAUUUCUAAUUUUAAUGCAGCGUUGAUAAUGGACUUGUUGAAAUAUGCACGUGUCAAACCAGCAGUUCUACAAAUAGAACAUCAUCCAUACUUGACACAAGAACAAUUGGUAGAUUAUGCAAAAUCUCAAGGUUUGGCAGUGAAUGCCUACUCAUCUAUACGUUCAAGUAGUUAUGGACCGAAAAAAGACGAGAACUCUCCUCAAUUGUUAAAAGAACCUAUAUUGGAACAGAUUGCAAAGAAAUAUAACAGAUCUACUGCUCAGGUGGCACUUCGUUGGGCAGUUCAACGUAAUAUCGUGGUUAUACCAAAGUCAACUAAUCCAAGUAGACUUGUUGAAAAUCAUAAAGUCAUAGAAUUUACUUUGACCGACGAGGAAGUUAAAGCAAUCUCUUCAUUGGACAGAAAAUUAAGAUUCAAUGAUCCCGGUACAACAUUUGGAAUUCCUAUUUUCGCUUGA
Messenger RNA from Entrophospora sp. SA101, 1131 nucleotides. NCBI's taxonomy places the organism in Eukaryota, Fungi, Glomeromycota, Glomeromycetes, Entrophosporales, Entrophosporaceae. The record is from the annotation of a GenBank genome assembly.